This is a messenger RNA of Terrapene triunguis (Three-toed box turtle), 1981 nucleotides long. It is a transcript of the gene BET1, whose product is annotated as Bet1 golgi vesicular membrane trafficking protein. NCBI's taxonomy places the organism in Eukaryota, Metazoa, Chordata, Testudines, Emydidae. Bases 97 to 444 code for a protein of 115 amino acids. Gene Ontology annotation, molecular function: SNAP receptor activity. Gene Ontology annotation, cellular component: SNARE complex; Golgi trans cisterna. The transcript has 4 exons. The record is from RefSeq and is a predicted model, not a curated record. Gene Ontology annotation, biological process: endoplasmic reticulum to Golgi vesicle-mediated transport; vesicle fusion with Golgi apparatus.
UGAGGAGGGCCCGGAAGCCGGAGCUUGGCCGCUGACGCGCAGAGCCGCUUCCUCAGCGGGUGGGGGAGCCGGUCCCCUGCCCAUCCCGCCGCAGGGAUGAGGCGCGCUGGGCUGGGUGAAGGAGUAGCUACUGGUAACUAUGGCUAUACCAAUAGUGGGUAUAGUGUACACGAAGAAGAAAAUGAAAGGUUAACUGAAAGUCUGCGUACAAAAGUCUCUGCCAUAAAAUCACUUUCCAUUGAAAUUGGAACAGAAGUUAAAAAUCAAAAUAAAAUGUUAUCCGACAUGGACUCUGACUUUGAUUCUACAGGUGGAUUUCUAGAUGCGACUAUAGGCAGACUGAAAACACUCUCCAGAGGGAGCCAGACAAAACUAUUGUGCUACAUGAUGCUCUUUGCACUCUUUGUCUUUUUUGUAAUUUACUGGAUUAUUAAACUGAGAUGAUGCAAAUUAUAUCCAGUUUUUUUGUGCCACUUCAACAGAAUUACAAAAUGGUCUUAAUUUGUGAGGACAGACCUUAAAUUUACAUACUCUGUUGAUAAAUAUGGUUAAAUGGUUAUUGUAAGUUAUAUUAGAUAUCAGUGCAUUUGUUAUGUAUAUUUUGUCUUGAUGUUUACCAUUCCAGAAGCUUUCUUAUCAUAUCCCCUGUUUUCUGGGGUUAACAAAUGUUAUCUCCUACCUUGUGCAUAUUUACAUCUUGGCUCAAGUUACUUCUUGGGGAAAUAUCUUUGGAAAUAUAACAAAAAUUAAAAACAUGCCCCCGCCAGGACAAAAUUUGAACCUUUAACUUUGAAUUUCCGUUAAUGGGUUUCACUUUUUUAAUAAAGUAGUAAAAAAAAUUAUAAACAAAAUUAGGGCCUGAUCCUGAGCAAGGAACUCAGGAUCAGGCUUGUAGCAGUUUGCAGAUUAUAGAAGUAUGAAAAAGGCUUGUGCUUUUUCAAAACAGAUUUAUUGUAACAUAGAUUAAACCACCUGAAACUACAAGUACAGUACCAUCAUACUUGUAAUGCUUUGGGUUGGGGUUGGCAAAUUUCUAUAAGUAUCAUGGCUUAGAAUUUAAAAAUGAAAUUAAAAAAAAAAACAAAACCCACCUUGCAGUUUAAGGAGGCAUUAACUGACCUAAACUGGAAGAACGUUGGGUAAUUUUAAUUUGAGACCAAGUAAUGCUAAGGGCUGGUCUACCCUGGGAACUUACAGCAAGAUAGCCACGUUUCUCAGAGGUGUGGAAAAAUCUUCAUCCCUGAGACACAUAGCUAUGCAAACCUAACCCCUGCUAUAGACAGCAUUAGGUGGAUGGAAGAAUUCUUCUGUUGACCUAGCUUCCAUCUCUCGGGGAGGUAGAUUACCUAUGCUGACAGGAGAACCCCAUAGGGGUGCAUAGGUAAUGUCCAUACUGAAGUGCUAUAUUGGCGCAGCUCAAGGAACAUUGCACGUGUAGACAAGCCCUAAGAUGUAUUCAGUAUAAUCAAAUGCCUUUUGAUAGUUUGGGGAACCAGCAUGGACAAGAUGCAAAUAUUUGCAUAGCAUCUUUCCAUUACAUUUUAUAUUUAAGUACUUAAAACUUACUGAUUCUAUUGAAUCACUGGGGUUUUUACCCUUCAUACAUUUCUGUCAGUUAAUGACCUCUUAAAGCUACUUAGCAUUAUUUUGAAAUGUGAAACCAGAUUUAUAAGCUCUUAUACUGGAGAGUAUUAUGAUGCAAGAUAGCACGAAUUACCUCUUUUGUUAGAGGUACUUUUAUUUAUUAAGAUUAAGCCUUAGUUUUGGUUAUUCAUAAAGAUAAAUUGUUGACUAGCAACUAUUACACUGUUAAAUGCAGCAUACAAAAUAGAAACCAUUUUCUAGAGAUUGAAGUGUUAUCUAAAAGAAAACUAUGCCUUGCCUAAAUUUUCUAGAUUCACUAUUAAUGCAAUAUGUUGCCAUAACUUGUAGUACUCUACCCCAUUACAAACUGUAAAAAAUAAAGCAUGUCUGUGAUAUA